AUGUCUUCACCAAAUGAUGUCAGUAUGGAAGAAAUACCACUGGAAGAUGAUGAGCGAGACAGCAUAGAAUACAAGAUCCUAAUGGCCUAUGCCCAGCGGCGGUUGUCUGUCAGUAAAUAUGGGAAACUUCUGAAAAAUGAGGCUAAUGUGAAGAAAUCAUCAUCCUUAAUCAGGAGACAAGGAAAGGUUGACCAUCAAAGGGACAAAGAUGGACCAAGUCAAAUAUUAGUUUAUCAGGGUGUCAUGAUGCAACAGCACAGCAAAGAGCAAGCGAAAACGAAAUGCUUGCCUGCCUUUUGUCUGCCUUUUCUCUGCAGCAGAGAAGAGCAGGAAAAGCCCCCAGUGGUGUUACCACAAGGAAGUCACACGGCACAUUUCACCAUUCCUGAGGCACAAUCUGAAAGCCUUCCACAAGGGAAUUCUCAGCAUCCAACAAGUGAAACAGCAGAUGUUAACCACAUUGCAGACAAACUUGCCAAGCUUGUUACUUCCAGAUCCCAGGAAUCUCCUUCAGAUGUGUCAUUCAAGAUAGUGUAUCAUGCCCCAUGUCAGAAACAAGAUGAUAGCCAUCCUGCUGAUGGACGUGAGGGCGAGGAACAUGAUGAAGAAAAGAUAAUAGAAACAAUAGUUGCACUGUUAAGACAAUCAGGGGACCGACUAGAAGAAAAGAUCAAAAAGGACAGGGUUUUCUAUCAGCAUUUUCAAGGCAUGCUGUCCUACACCUUCUUCAAGAGGAUCACUGAUUUGUUCCUGGAGGAUGUCUCAGCAGAUUCAACAAGCGAGACAACAGACCAAGUACAAUUCACAAAAGUUGCCUUUACAAUGGAAGUUGCUACCAGACUUACUGCUGUGGACAACCAUCCUAUGAACCUGGUCUUGGGCUUCGGGUUAAAGUACCUCAGAGAACACUUCAGGCCAUGGAUUCAGGACCAGGGUGGCUGGGAGAAGGCUUUGACUUCACUGGAUCAGGAAGAAGUAGAGUAAUCAUCACUGAAUUCAUUCUUCAGAGUGCAGGAGCCUUCGGUUAAGGAACACACAGGAUCUUAACCACAAUCUGAUGCCAGAAUUAUUAGUGGCUAGGUAUUUUUAGUUUUUCCAUGGAGGAUUGGAGUGUUGCAUGGCUAACUCUGAUGGGUACAGUUCCACUUUCUUAAAAUCAGUACUGAUGUAGAAGUGUUCUUCGGUGGAUAUGGAGGCAUCUCCAACUCCCCUGACAGUGGAUAGAUCAGCCCCACAGACAGUGAUUUUAGGUACCUUUCUGAGUAGAGAUGCUUGCCACUACUCCUAUGGAUGCACGUUAAAUUGCAGGCUGGGGGAAAAUAUCAAAGUAUGCAGUCGGGAACAACUGCGCUGUGAUCGACCAAGCAAGACACAUGCUGCCACCUCCGUGUGGUUCAUAGUGGUAGCAUCUAUUAUCAAUCCCACAGUCUCUUGUUACAAGACAUACCUACACACCACUAUCAGUUUCCUCUCUCUCCUCCCCUCUUUCUUUGAUUAGAUUCUCCAAAGUACUGAUGCCAUUUUAUACUUCUGAAAGGGACCGAGUAAGAUAAAUGAGGGCUUUUUAGUCCAGUGCCUCCUCUGUUCCCCCAAGAAAAGAGACUUCCUCAGAUGCUUUUAAUUUGAACUCUUCUGUUUUAAACCCCUUCAAAGCAUAGCACGAUAGAUGUUGGCUUUUACAGCAUUAUUUUGUCCGUUAAUGUGGAAUAUACAAGCAUUGCGUGAGCUUUGUAGUUUGAGAAAUAUAAAACUUAACCUACCGUGUCAGUUUUCCUCCUUAUUCAAAAGGAGCUGAAUGCUCUGUGCAAUCUCAGGGAUUUCUCCAUAAACUGAACUGGCCCUUCAGCCAUUGAAAACCAGGGAUCUGAUUAGAGUUCUUGAAUCUGUAUGUGUGGCAGUGAAAGGAAUAACAGUGCCUCAUUUAGAGUAGAGGCAGAUGUCAAUGAAACUAUUCAUGAUUUUGAGGCUUGGUUUGUGGCCUGUUUAGUUGGUGACUUUUGGAUUUCCAUCCCCCCCCCCCCCAAAUCUCCAGUGGAGAAAGAGGGAAUCUGGGACAUCUGCUGAAGCUGUGAAGCUGUGGCAUUGCUUCUGUGACUUUCCAGUACAAACAGGUAAUGUUUCCUGAACAGGCUCUCUGCCUCUCAGUAGGAUCUUCUUCCACUACGGGUGCUCAUUCUGUACAAGUACA
Messenger RNA from Tyto alba (common barn owl), 2188 nucleotides. It is a transcript of the gene BCL2L14, whose product is annotated as BCL2 like 14. Lineage: Eukaryota; Metazoa; Chordata; Aves; Strigiformes; Tytonidae. The transcript is spliced from 5 exons. Bases 1 to 984 code for a protein of 327 amino acids. Gene Ontology annotation, biological process: regulation of apoptotic process. The record is from RefSeq and is a predicted model, not a curated record.